AUGCCACUCUUUCAAUGGCCGUCUUCAUCUUCCGUAGCCACUUUAUUCGACACUCAACCCUUCCUCCCUAGAACCCCCAAACGCUAUAUUGGAAUUCCCCCUCAAUACCUCCUCGACGACUACACCCCACGCUAUCAACUCCUCUCCUCCACCGACGCCGCCAAGAAACGCUCCCUCGCCUAUGGGCAUCUCCGCAACUGCAACCUCUGUCCACGGCUUUGCGGUGUCAACCGCUACGAAACAACAGGCAUCUGUCUCAUUGGCGCUGAAACGGUCAAGGUCAACGUCAUAGCGCCGCACCACGGCGAAGAGCCCUGCAUCCAAGGCUUUACGGGCUCUGGCUCCGUUUUCUUCUCCGGAUGCAACCUGCGCUGCGUAUUUUGCCAGAACCAUGACAUUGCACAUCAGCGGAAUGGCUUUGAUCUGACUCCAGACGAGUUGGCGGGAUGGAUGGUCAAGUUGCAGGAUGUCGGGAAUGUGCACAAUAUCAAUUUCGUCACUCCAGAGCAUGUGGUGCCGCAGGUCGCAUUGGCUAUUAUCGCAGCGAAGGAUAUGGGAUUGACUGUGCCUAUAAUAUACAACACCUCGUCGUUCGACUCCCCCGAGUCCCUCAAACUUAUGGAAGGGUUGGUCGAUAUAUAUCUCCCAGAUUUCAAAGUCUGGUCGUCAUCGUCGUCGAAACGGCUGUUGAAGGCGGAUAAUUAUGCAGAUGUCGCGAAGGAAUCGGUUAAAGAGAUGCAUCGCCAAGUGGGGGAUUUGUCCUUUACGUCAGAUGGGAUUGCUAAGAAAGGUGUCUUGCUUAGACAUCUUGUCAUGCCAGGGAAAGAAGAGGAAGGGAAGCAAAUUAUGAAGUGGCUGGCGGAUAAUGUGUCCAGGGAUUUGUAUGUUCAUAUCAUGGAGCAGUACCAUCCAGAUGCACAUGUGGGCAAGAAGAAAAGGAGGGCGGCGAAGAAAAUCGUCGAGCCUGGCGGAGAAGAGAGUGCUGUUGCCGAAGAAGAGGUCCGGUAUGCUGAGAUCAACAGAGCAGUUACAGACAUAGAAUUAGAGAGUGUCAAGCAGGCAGCUGAAAAGGCUGGCUUGUGGAGGUUCUGCGAGGUAUCCGACAAACCAGGCUUUCAUUUAUGA
Talaromyces proteolyticus is the source of this 1125-nucleotide messenger RNA. RefSeq names its product putative pyruvate formate lyase activating enzyme. NCBI's taxonomy places the organism in Eukaryota, Fungi, Ascomycota, Eurotiomycetes, Eurotiales, Trichocomaceae. The transcript is spliced from 2 exons. Gene Ontology annotation, molecular function: iron-sulfur cluster binding; catalytic activity. The record is from RefSeq and is a predicted model, not a curated record. Bases 1 to 1125 code for a protein of 374 amino acids.